Mesorhabditis belari is the source of this 783-nucleotide messenger RNA. The record is from the annotation of a GenBank genome assembly. NCBI's taxonomy places the organism in Eukaryota, Metazoa, Nematoda, Chromadorea, Rhabditida, Rhabditidae.
AUGAAUCAAUUUGUCGAACUGAUUUAUGUCAGUCUUUACGAACUUGCUGAUCUGUUAAGUAUUAUGCGACAGUAUUUGACUCCUGGAUGGCUGUAUACGGAAGAAAUGAACACAACAAAAUUCCACAGUGUCCCAAAGAUCGUCCCAUUGCGUCUGCCUACGGAAGAACUGAACACGACAUCAUCACACAUGACUUCAGAAGAUUAUCACCAAGAUAUUUGCCCUGAAAAUGUGAUUAUGACAGGGGAUUUUUCUUUGAAAUUAGCCUAUUUCCCAACAAUUCCCAAUUUAAUCGGUGGACAGCGAUAUGAAGGAGUUGAGAAAUAUGGAAGAGCUGAAUGGGAUGAGUCAUUUAAAAACCAAGUUUACUCGAUUGGGUUAAUUAUUUGGGAGAUUAUCGAAAGAAGGAGAGUUUUCGAGGAAUAUGAUAGAGAUGGAAAGUUUCAAGUCGAUCAACUUCAUCAGGAUCUAAAGACGGGAAAAUUCCUGCUCCCAUGGCCGAAAUGUGAAAGCCGAUUGGCGGUGAUUGUUGAAUUAUGCACUCGAUUAAAUCUUGAUGAUCGGCCUGGUUCAUCAGAUGCUUUCGAUUUACCGUACUCAAAAAUAUCUCAACAUGCAAGUAACAAAAAAGAGCCUCAGGCUCUCAAAAUGAAGAUCCGGGAAGAUGAACGUUGUUUGAUUCGACCCAUUGGAUUUGAUGGAACCGAAAAUGAAGACAAUCCAAAAGUUUCGAGAAAUCCUCAAAAACGACAUGUUAUACUAUAUUUUGAUGGAGAAGUCGAA